Hyla sarda is the source of this 5718-nucleotide messenger RNA. It is a transcript of the gene BAZ1A, whose product is annotated as bromodomain adjacent to zinc finger domain 1A. Gene Ontology annotation, molecular function: protein binding. The transcript is spliced from 28 exons. Gene Ontology annotation, biological process: chromatin remodeling. NCBI's taxonomy places the organism in Eukaryota, Metazoa, Chordata, Amphibia, Anura, Hylidae. The coding region runs from base 243 to 4823 and encodes 1526 amino acids. The record is from RefSeq and is a predicted model, not a curated record.
UCUAUGCUGCAUUGCUAAAACCUGCCCCUUAUAUAAGAACCCUUCAGUAUAGAGGCCAGGCCCACUCCCAGCCGUCACUGUCCCAGCGCUUGUGUUUAGCCCUCAGUACUAGAACAAGCACCAAUCAGAGCGGGCGGCGUUGUCUCACACACGUUGGGGAGUUCACUACACAAUAGACGAAGAUCCGGAGCUCACUUCCCUCUCCCGCCAGCAGCUGAACCGACACAAGUGAUAGAGAAGACAUGCCGCUGCUUCACCACAAGCCUUUCACCCGGACCCCGCCGCCAGCCGACAUGGAACCCGCUGAACGCCUCUUCUAUUGCCGGGUGACCAACGAGGUCUUCAGGGACUAUGACAUGUUUUUCGAACGCACUAUCCUUUGUAACAGUCUUGUCUGGAGCUGCUCCUUCACUGGGAAAUCUGGGCUUACUUACCAAGAGGCUCUUGAAUCUGAAAAAAAAGUGAAAAAAAGCUUGCUGAAUUUCCCAGAGUCGGUAAUCGUACCUGUUUUAUACCUCGCCACUCUCUCAAGUCAUCAGAAGGUGUCAGAUCUUUGUGAAGAUAUGUAUGACUAUGUGAAAGACCGAUUCUUUAUUGGUGAAACUGUGACUGUAACAAGGAACAGUGGUGCAAGGUUGGAAUGUACGAUUUUGGAAGUUAAACUUCCACCACCGGAAAGUGGAAUGACAAAUGGACACAGCAUCCACAGCGACACAAUUAUAAUCAGUGACAGUGAUGACGAGCCAGAUAAGGAUGUUCCGGAUAUCUGGAAGAAAAAAGACUCCAUUGACCCAUUAUUAUUCAAAUACAAAGUUGAACCUAUUGUAAAAGAAAUGUAUGAAUCGGUCACUGUGAAACAAUGCCAAGUCAGUCGGAAGCCUUCUAUGUUUUCUCAAGAUAAACUGAAAAACUUCUUAAAACUUCACUGUGAAAUACAAAAUGGGAUAGUGAAGCCUAAGGCAAGUAGUAUUACAAAGUAUCAAAUCUUAGAGAAAAAUUUCUUCCAUUAUUUUCCCGAUGAGCCUCCAAGAUUCAUAUUAUCAGCAGAAAAAAAAGCGGCAGCAGCUAGAAAGCAUCUGAGAAGAGAUAAUGCAAACAAACAGGCUGCAAGGGAAAGGGAGAGAAUUCUACAGCACAAAGCAGAAUUGAAAACAAUAGAAAUCGAAAAAGAGAGACUAAGAAAAGAACGUGCCGGACGCAUACAAUCCAGGAACAGAGAAGAAAAGGAUAAAUUACAGAAGGGUGAAUAUAAAAAGACUGUUCAGGUAGAACGGCUGAAAAGAAGGGAAGAAAGAAAGAUAAUGAAACUUGAAAGGGAAAAGGAAAGAGAGAAAAUCCGUGAAGAAAAACGUAAAUAUGCAGAGCGCUUAAAACUGUGGAAUCAACGACGGGAUGAUUUAGAGUGUGAUGAUUUAAAAAAUCUUCCUGAUCCAGUUACAGUGAAAACAAGACUCCCUCCUGAUUGUUUUGGGGAUGCUAUCAUGGUUUUAGAAUUCCUUCAUGCAUUUGGAGAAUUGUUUGACCUUAAGGAUGAGUUUCCAGAAGGAAUCACAUUUGAACUGCUUGAGGAGGCUUUGGUUGGCAGUGAUCCGGAAGGACCUCUUUGUGAGCUUCUUUUCUUUUUCCUGAGUGCCAUUUUUCAGGCCUUAGCAGAAGAGGAAGAGGACGUGGCAAAUGACCAAAUAACAGACACAGAAGCCAAAGGCUUAACAGAUGCUUUGGGAGAGGAUGCAGACACAACAAAAUCUGCUCUAUAUGCAGUAGCUUCUUUAGCAGCAGCUUGGCCCCAAUUAAAUCACGGCUGUAGUCUAAAAGAGCUGGAUUUAGAUAGCUGCACUCUUUCAGAGAUUCUCCGUCUCCAUAUUUUGGCUUCUGGUGCUGAAUCCAACUCUGCCAAUGCUAAAUAUCGUUACCAAAAGCAGGGUGGCUUUAUUGCAACAGAUGAUGCUUGUUUGGAACUUCGUAUGAACCAUCCUGCAAUCUUAAAAAAGCUUUCUACUACAUCGGUUUAUGACUUAUUACCUGAUGAAAAGUUGAAAAUUCUCCAUGCCCUUUGUGGUAAGCUGCUUACAUUAGUUUCCACUAGAGACUAUAUUGAGGAUUGCCUUGAAGAGCUGCGGCAAGUGAAACAAGAAUUCAGAGAACUGAAAGCUGAGCAGAAUCGGAAAGAAAGAGAAGAAGCUGCUGCUAGAAUUCGAAAACGUAAAGAAGAGAAGUUGAAAGAGCAAGGACUAAAGAUGAAGGAUAAGGAAAUUAGUAAAGAGAGAGAAGAUGGGAACAGAAGUUCAACUAAAAGUGCAGGUAUCGAAGAACAAAAGGAUUUGGACACAAGGUGUGAAAAUAAAGAUACUAAAAAUGGAGACCAGGAUGUGACCACUGAAGAUAAAGAAAGUUUGGCAUCUGUGGGCAAGAAAAGAAAAGGUCUAAAAGAGAAAACUUUAGAUUUCCUGGGAAAGCCAGAACUUUCUGCAGUAAAUGAAGAAUUGAGGCAGAAACAAGAGGAAAAAGAGCACGAAUUGUUAGAAAAGAUGCAACAUGUCACAGCAUGUACCAACAUAAUCCCUUUGGGCCGAGACCGAUGGUAUAGGCGAUUCUGGACAUUCUUUUCUAUACCAGGACUUUUUGUGGAGGAGGACUAUAUUGGCAUAACCCAGGAUAUGCUACAACCUCAACCAAUUACUGAAACAGAAACUGAAAAUAUUUCUAAGGUUAAUGGUCAUGAUUCUCCUGUAAAAGAUAUGGAAAAAAUUAUUGAGCUUUCUAAACCAGUAGACAAGCCAAAUCGCUGGAGCUACUACAGCACAGUGGAACAGUUGGAUGAACUUAUCGAGUGCUUGAACACACGAGGGUAUAGAGAAAGUUCGCUUAAGGAAAUCCUGAUACAAGAAAAGAUGAGAAUCUGCCAGAAAUUAUGUAAUUUCCCAGCAAACCGUUUUCACAUAUCAGACAGUCCACCUCCGACAGAUAUUAAACCUGGGAGGGGAAGACCUCUGAAAGUGUAUGAUACUGCACAGACCUCUGCUGACAAGCACUUAGAACUAAGACUGUGUGAGCUGCUCCUUGACGUUGAAGACCGAAUUUACCAGGGCACACUUGGUUCUGUUAAGGUGCCUGACAGACAGUCAUGGAGGGCCGCUCUUGAGAAAUGUUCAUACAUACUAUUGGAUAAUGAGAUGAAAGAAAAUGGAACUGUGAAACUGGAGAAUAAAGAAUUUGAUAUGGAAAAUGAGAUAAAUCAAAGCAAUAAGGACAGGCUCCAAAGUUUGAAAACGGACAUCCAAAGUGCCACAUCCACAAAUGCCAGUACUCCACAACCAGUAACAAAUUUUGUACGCUAUCUGGCAGAAGCAUUAUUGAAAAUAGAGCAGGGAGUGGAACGCAAAUACUUAAAAACUCCUCUUGGUGAUGCUGAAGAUAAUAAGAAGAACUCUAAAUUUGAUAAAAAGAAGGAUGACAAAAAAAGGAAAGAUGAAGAUCAAACCAGUGACGUAGAUGAUGCUAUUGACAGUGGUCGUGUUCUAAAAACAGUGCUGGACCGCUGGCGAGAAUCUUUACUUUCAUCUGGUAGUUUAUCUCAAAUCUUCCUCCAUUUAUCCACGUUGGAUCGCAGCAUCCUGUGGUCCCGAUCAAUUCGUAAUGCCAGAUGCAAGGUUUGCCGCAAGAAAGGAGAUAAUGAAAGUAUGAUCCUGUGUGACGGCUGUGAGAGAGGGCACCAUAUUUAUUGUGUGAGGCCUAAGCUAAAGUUUAUUCCUCAAGGUGACUGGUUCUGUCCAGAGUGUAGACCUAGACAAAGGACCCACAGGCCUAAUCGUAAGAGACAUUCAGUGGAUAGUGAUGAAGAAGAGCUGUUAGAAGAUGUGCAAGAGCAAUCAACAAAUGAAGAUGAGGAGACUGAUGUGUCCAAAGAAAGUGCAAUAAAGAAAGAAAAAGACAGAUUGCAAUUCCCCUCAAAGACUAAAGGAGAAAAAAUUGCUAGAAAGCCAGGACCCAAGAAGGGAUCUGGGAAGAUGCCUAAAAGUCAACAAGUCACGCCGAAAAAAAGUUUGCAAUCUCCAAAAGGAAGAGGUAGAGGCAAAAAGCCCAAUUCUGCCCCAGCAAUGGAAAAAAAACUUUUUUCACACAUCUCCAUUCACAAUUCACAAUCAAAGGCAGAAUUGCAUGACGCUUCCUUAGUAGAGCUGGUUUCAAUUCCGGGACAAAGCAAGGGUCAGGGCAGGGGCCGAGGCAGAGGUAAAAGCCAAUCUGUUGAUAGCACUCCUAUAGGAAGCCCAUUUGCCUUCCGUCCAUUUACCCUUGAUAAUGUUGAGCAGACACCAAAAGGAAGAAUAGCAAAAUCACAGAAUUCUACACCUAGCCACGUGGAGGCCAGAGGAAGAGGCAAAAGACUUAUAACAGCUGAGAUUUCAUUAGCAGAUAAAGGAAACAGGAGGAGUUCUGGAAGACAGCAUGGUGUACAUGAGUUAUCUGCCUGUGAGCAGCUGGUGGUGGAGUUAGUGAGGCAUGAUGACAGCUGGCCUUUCAUGAAACUGGUGUCUAAGAUCCAGGUUCCAGACUAUUUUGAGAUUAUCAAGAGACCCAUUGCCUUAAAUAUUAUCCGGGAGAAAGUCAACAAAUGUGAAUACAAGUCUGCAUAUGAGUUUCUGGCAGAUGUUGAAUUGAUGUUCUCUAACUGCUUUGAGUAUAACCCUGUUAAUAGCAAUGAGGCUAAAGCAGGAGUUCGACUACAAGCCUUCUUCAUGAAUGAAGCUCAAAAAUUGGGCCUGGAGAUAACCCCAAACAUGCAGUCUUCAACUCCUCCCCCUGCUAAAAAGUCCCGCAUCUGACUUCUGUCAAACAAGUUCUACCAGAGAUCAUAAAGUUUUUAUUUAUAAUUCUGCUGUCUUGUUGAACUCAUUUUCCAAGCAAUACACUUGGCCAUACAAGCACUGAUUACUCUUACUAUUCAUUACUGAUGGCAAAUGCAUCAACUGCUCAGUAGGGUUUAAGCCACAUACAUGUUUGUUUAUAGAAGUAUAUAUGUAUAUCAGAGAUACAAUGUACUGUUGAAUUAACUUGACUUUUUCUAAGUUUUUGUAGUUUUUUAAAAAUAUUUUCUCAUUGAAACUUGCUGUUUAUAUUAAGGAGAUACAAUUGAUAAUAGAUUUUCUAUCUGAACACUACUUGGGUUGAGUAUACUGGAGUAUUUUUUUGAGAGAUGGGCUUUACACCUUUAAGAGUAUUUUGUGAAUCUUAGCUAUUUAUUUAGCAUUUAAAGCAUUUGUGAAUGGUUUAUAUGUAUCUUUUUUGUAUUUGAAGCUCAAGCAUUGUCAUUUAACUUUUAGCUUGUCACACAGACAUGUAAAGGGUUAAAUUGGUUGGGGUCUCAGUGCUCAGACAACUCCCAAUCAUUAGUUAUAGCAGGAUGAAGCGCACGGCAGUGCAAAUCACUGUGAGUUUGUGUGCAGUCCAACUGAUCAAUACAGGGAUCUCCGACCAGUCUUCACUUUUGACAUGUCCAUGUGAAAUAUCAAACGUUAAUUUAAAUGAUAGUAAUGAUUUAUUGUUGUGACAAACUUUUCCAUCCACAAAUGGAUGUCUACCCCCCCCCCCCUUCCCCCCUCCUCAUGUGACCAAUAAAGGCCUAUUGCAGGCUACUAGUACAGUGAUAUCUUCACAUGCAGAUACCUGUAUUUCAAAGCAAUAAAAAAUUUUUUUCAUCUUUCUCAUAAUAUAUUGUCU